UCAGUCUGGUCGCAGCUUCACCUCAGUGUUGUCUCUGAACCUCUGCAACAUGAUAGUGUCUCUGAGUUUGUCCUCCGAAGGCUCGCCGCCGCCGCUGGUUGGACGACGUGGACUCGGUGUGUUCGGACGAGCUGCUCGGCUCUCAGUCUCGCCGCUGGCUGGCCGACUGUCUGACCGAGGACAUGCUUCCGGAGAGCGGAGACUUCUACACGGUGGGCCGGGACCGGCUGUUCGUAGACUACCACUUCCCGCUGGGAGAGCUGGAGAUGCAGCCAGUGUCCGGUGGAAGAGACCGAAGGUAGGGAGGAGAAAUUCACCUUUAACGCCUCAACCGAUGGGGCGGCCAAUAUACACUCCCCAUUGCGGCGCCACCUGCUGGAUGGACAGGAAAAGCUGUAAAACUAGCCUGAAUAUGCUCCAAUCUGCCUGAAAUUUUGCAUGUGGGAUCAGAGUCCACUCCUCAUGGCAUCCAUAGGCCCACAUACACUCUCGGUCACUGCGCCACCUGGUGGACAUGCGUGGAUUUGCCGACCAGCAAGGAUGCGAGGACCCAUCCAUCGCUGCUUGCAGCUUUAAUUUGUUUUUGUGUUGCUAGGAAGCCCUGGAUUAGAUUUCUGCAAAUUUAGAAAGAUUUGGUGUUAAAAGGUCAGUGAAAAAAAGUUUUGUUAAUAACACAUAAUAAUUUAUUUGCUAAACAUGAGAAAAUGUAACACAAAUGGGAUAAAAUGAUGAAAUGGAACGGUUCAUAUUCAAAAGGUCAAAGGUCAACUUCAUUGUGAGGUUAUAUGAAUAUUUUUCUUCACUAUUACUCAGGAACAGGUUGGAUACUGACUUGGUUACUCUAAUCUUGGAUGUCCACCUUGAAACUCUUUUGCAGCUUCUUUGCAGCUGCAUUCAUGUUAGAAACACAACUUCAUGCUCUGUUAGAAUCAGUUUUAUGCACCAAGUGUAGAUUUAGUUUCUGCAAAUAUGGCACAAAUGUCCCACUGAACUUGAGAAUUAACUGAUUAGGUGUUAGCAGUCAGGGGUCGCUAAAAAAAUUUCACACAAGCAUGAUAAAGUGAUGAAGUGGUUACGGUUUAUAUUCAAAAGGUCAACGUCAAUAUGAGAUCGUAAUAGCACUUUUCUGACUUUUAUUCUUCACCAUAACUCAGGAACAGGUUGGAUACUGACUUGGCGACUAAUUCUGGAUGCCCAACUUGAAACUGUUUUAUCACUUCUUCACAGCUGCAUCCAUGUUAGAAGCACAACUUUGUCUUCUGUUCAAAUAAGUUUUAUGGAUUGAAUUUGUACUAAUUUGACACAAAUGUCCAAUUAAACUGGAGAAUGAACUGCUCUGGCUGUUGCUGUGGAGCUAUCUGCAUGUAGACGCCACUAAUUUAACAGCAUGCCACUCCAAAUAACCUUGAAAUUUGGAUUUUCUGUUAAGAAAACGACACAUUUCUGGCUAAACAGCAGUGUAGAUGCAAGGUUGGUGCAGAGAGGAGCGACAGUUGAAAGCGGUUGCUGCAAUUUAGAUAACAGGUGAGAUAAAAGGAGAGGAGUUUUUAGGUAAAUGAAGGUGUGAUAAGGACCAGGAACAGCAGGCACAGAUGAAAGGAAGUAUAGAAAUGCUACCAUCUGGUGGGUUCUAUCAGAAACCAUGAGUGAGUGUACGUGUGAUGAUUUGUGAAGCCAGUUCACCCAAUUCUGCAACCACAAGGUGAUGUUCAAUUGGCUGGACAGAGCGGCUGAAGCUUUUCUGAUUGGACGAGAGGGAAGGCCAGUAGCAUUUUGACACACACUCUCCAUGUGAGAUAAAUGAACCUACAAACUUCCAGUGACUCCUCUUUUUACCUGAGUGGAGGCGACAGAGCAGCUCAGACAUGAAGAUCCACAAGUUUUUAUCCAUAGCCAUGCUGGGGCUGCUGCUGUGGGCCUCCUGCAUCCAGGCCAAAGAGGAGACAACGGAGGAGACGACAGAGGAGACGACGGAGGAGACGACAGAGGAGACGACAGAGGAGACGACAGAAGAUGCUGAGGAAACCACAGAGCCGCCAAAGAAGGAGAAAACGACAGAGAUAGAGGAGGAGAAAGAUGUCAUGGUUCUGCACAUCAACAACUUCGAGAGAGCACUCAGUGAGAAUCAGUAUCUGCUGGUUGAGUUCUAUGCUCCCUGGUGUGGCCACUGCAGGGAGCUGGAGCCCAUUUACGCCGAAGCUGCAGAGAAGCUGAAGAAGGAGGAACCUCCUCUUCGUCUGGCCAAAGUGGACGCCAUCGAGGAGAAGGAGAUCUCUGAUGAGUUCGAUGUCGGAAGCUUCCCAACUUUAAAACUGUUUCUCAACGGAGACCGGAAGCACCCUAUCGACUUCACUGGUAAGAGGACAGUGGCGGGCAUCAUGCAGUGGAUGAAGCGUCGUACGGGCCCUGGAGCUCCAGAUCUGGACUCCGUAAACGCUGCUGCUCAGUUCAUCGACUCCCACAACAUCACCGUCGUAGGAUUCUUUGACAGUCUGGAUAGCGAUGCGGCCAAGGUGUUCAGGGAGGUCACUUUGGAAAUGGCCGAGACAGAGUUCGCCCUCACAGCCACUCCUGAUGUUUUCCAGAAGUACGAGGUGAAAGGCAGCGUGGUGGUGCUUUUCAAGAAGUUUGAUGAUGGCAGGGAGGACUUCACGUUGUCAGAAGAUGGGACUCUGGACAAAAGCAACCUGACCACUUUCAUUAAACAAAAUAGUCUGGAACUGAUGAUCCCUUUCAGCGAGGAGACAGCAGAAAAGAUUUUUACCUCCAGCAUCCACCUGCACAGCCUGCUGUUCAUCAACUCUACUGUGGAGAGUCAGAAGGCCCUGGUGGACGAGUCCAGGACUGUAGCCAAAGAGUACAAGGGCAAGAUGCUGUUCAUUGUGAUUGACGUGACUGAAGCAAUAUCACAAGUGCUGAACUACUUCGGAGUGUCGGAGAAGGAUGCCCCCACUGCACGCGUCAUCGAUAUGGACUCAGGGAAGAAGUUCACCAUCGCAUCUGGGGAUCUGACAGUAAAGUCACUUCAACAGUUAUGCCAAGAGGUGGUGGAAGGCUCUGCCAAGCCCUACUAUAAGUCAGAAGAUGUCCCGGAGGACUGGGACAAAGGACCAGUUAAAGUCCUGGUGGGAAAGAACUUCGAGUCUGUUGCUCUGGACCCAACCAAAAACGUAUUUGUGGAGUUUUAUGCUCCAUGGUGUGGACACUGCAAGAACUUGGCUCCCAUCUGGGAAGAGUUGGGUGAAAAAUAUGCCGACCACGAAGACAUCAUCAUAGCCAAGAUGGACGCCACAGCCAACGAAAUGGAGUCUCUUAAGGUUGAGGGAUUUCCAACAAUCAAGUAUUUCCCAGCUGGUGGCAAAGAGGUGAUUGACUACCAAGGACAAAGGGAUUUGGAGACGUUUUCUAAGUUCCUGGAUGGUGGUGGAGUGUUACCUGAGGAGAAGAGUGAUGAGGAUGAAGAUGAUGAAGAAGAUGAUGACGAUGAUAGUGAGGAGGUUGAUGAGUCUGACAACGUAUCCGCCAACAACACUUCCAGAGAUGAACUGUGAUGUCAUUUACCAGCCAAUCAGGAUCAACCAAAUGUCUUCCAAUUUUAUUAAUAAAACUGAUACAGGUUUAAAACUGUUGACUGCUUGAGCUUUAAAUUUUGCUUGAGUUUGUUUGUCCUAAUAGUUAAUUUGAUUUGAAAUCCUUUUCCAAUAAGUAAAUAGUGUGCUUUCCUAAAUGUCUUCAGAAGUAGUAAAUUUAAGAAGACUAUAGAUUGAAAAAUGGAAACAAAGACACAUUCCUCAUUCCCACAUUUUACUCAAAACUGUUAUAUCCGGUUUAAAAUAAAUUGUUCAUGUUUA
Messenger RNA from Acanthochromis polyacanthus (spiny chromis), 3851 nucleotides. RefSeq names its product protein disulfide isomerase family A, member 2 (gene pdia2). The transcript is spliced from 12 exons. NCBI's taxonomy places the organism in Eukaryota, Metazoa, Chordata, Actinopteri, Pomacentridae. Gene Ontology annotation, cellular component: endoplasmic reticulum. Gene Ontology annotation, molecular function: protein disulfide isomerase activity. Gene Ontology annotation, biological process: protein folding; response to endoplasmic reticulum stress. The record is from RefSeq and is a predicted model, not a curated record. The coding region runs from base 1866 to 3551 and encodes 561 amino acids.